Molecule: messenger RNA, 1736 nt
Organism: Anguilla anguilla (European eel)
Lineage: Eukaryota; Metazoa; Chordata; Actinopteri; Anguilliformes; Anguillidae
Product: polyadenylate-binding protein-interacting protein 1-like
Exons: 11
Coding region: 271-1623 (450 amino acids)
Biological process (GO): regulation of translational initiation
Molecular function (GO): RNA binding; translation activator activity; protein binding
Source: RefSeq, a predicted model, not a curated record
GACAUUCCCACCACUGAAUCCGGCCAAGCGGUUGCUCAACACCGAAAUUGUUGGCCAAGAGAAGCGUUGUUGUUGCAGGAUAUCGCGCGGUCAAGUGUUUCCGAUACAGUAAAGAUUUGUAAAUAAAGCGAAUGAGACAAGCCAAAUCUAUGUGGAAAGACGUUCCAGGCUAGAAACGGUGUGCGGUUAAAAUAGUUCUUUCCCCAGCAUAACUACUGUGGUGAUUCGAAUGGUACCGGCCUGGUAAAUAAGCCCUGUUCGCGCGCUGAUAUGACAGACAAUUUUGAUCGGGCGCCCGGGGCGGGUCGGAACCGGUUGAAGGCUAACAGUCCCGGCCUCGGAGAGCAGGACGGCGGGCGGCUGCCAGAACCAGGCGACGGAGACGCCAAAGUAACGUUCUUCAAUCAUCGUGAACCGCUAAGACAGCCGCGGACGUCACCGCCUCUGGCGGACAGCAACAGUUCAACCGGAGCUGGAGGUGACAGACGAAUAACCAAAGCUUCACACUCGUCGCAGAGCUCCCGCAGCCCUGCAGCCCAGAAAGCGCAGGCCGGCAACUCCCUCGCAGUCAACUCCAGCCUCUCCGUCAACGCCCCGGAGUUCUACCCAAAGAAUUACACCCCUUACCAGGAUUUGCCGUACGAUGAUGGCUCGGACGGUUAUUACCCAGAAGCCACCCUGGCAGAGCUGGUGCAAGAGUAUCUCAAUCACCUGAACACCUCGCCCGCGUCUUUUGAGCUGGAGAUCGAGGCCAUUACCGCCAACCUUAACGCCUGGGUGAUCGCGGAGGAGACGCUGCGCGAGCUGGUGGAGCUCAUCUACAAGCAGUCAACGUCUGUCCCAAACUUCGCCUACACGGGGGCACGACUUUGCAACUACCUGUCGCAUCACCUGACUGUCAGCCCACCCUGCGGAAAUUUCCGGAAGGUACUUCUCGAAAGGUGCCAGACUGAGUAUGAGCAGCGGGCCCACGCGGUGCAGGCUGAUGACCUCACACAGAAACGCUUCCAUUCCUACGUGCUCUUCCUGGGAGAGCUUUACCUCAACCUGGAGGUUAAGAGCCGAAAGGGCCCGCCGUCCCGCGCGGAGAUCCUGCUCAGCGCGCUGAAGGACCUGGCGGACGCGCUCCUCUCCAACCCGGUGGACGGGAACCUCAUCUGCGCCGUGAAGCUGCUCAAGCUGACCGGCUCCAUUCUGGAAGACGCCUGGAAGGAGAGCGGGAAGUCGCACAUGGACCAGCUGAUCCAGCGGAUCGAGAACAUCGUCCUGGAUGCGUCCUGCAGCAGGGACGUGAAGCACAUGCUGCUCAGGCUGGUGGAGCUGCGCUCCAGCGACUGGGGCCGGGUCCGAGCCUCCGCCUCCUCCAGCGAAGCCACGCCCGACAACGACCCCAACUACUUUAUGAACGAGCCGACCUUCUACACCGCGGACGGCACACCCUUCACCGCCGCAGAUCCAGAAUACUCUGAAAAGUACCAGGAGAUCCUGGAUCGGGAAAACUAUUUCCCCGACUUUGAGGAAAAUGGGAAUGAGGAAUAUUCUGACGUGGAUGAUGAAAUGGACCCGGAGAUUGAAGAAGCGUUCGAAAAGUUUUGUUUGGAAUCAGAAAAAAGACGGAAAUGAAGCCAAGAGGAGGAAAUCUGAAGAGUAGACUAGCACAGAUAACUUUUUACGUUCAAUCUGCUGGAAUGUUCGCUGCUGUUUUCAAAAAAAAAAGAAAAAAGGAAGAAAAAAAA